This is a messenger RNA of Colletotrichum paranaense, 2694 nucleotides long. RefSeq lists its product as uncharacterized. NCBI's taxonomy places the organism in Eukaryota, Fungi, Ascomycota, Sordariomycetes, Glomerellales, Glomerellaceae. The transcript is spliced from 5 exons. Bases 1 to 2694 code for a protein of 897 amino acids. The record is from RefSeq and is a predicted model, not a curated record.
AUGUUUGAAUAUUGUAUAGACGAACUCCAGGAAAAAGCGAGGCUAUACAACGAGACGGGAGUUGUUCCGGUUCUUGACGUACAAGUGCGCAUUGCCCGAUCAGAUAGGGUCAUUCCAUCAGACAUGAAGAGCACUCUCCAAAAGGCCGUUGGCAACAUUGAACGAACCCUUUCUCGCAAAAUCGACAGGGACUCAGGCAAGGAAAAUAGCCUUGCAGAAGCUAACGACUCUACAUGCAAGAAACAGAACAACGUGAUCAACGUAAUUGACCCAACAAUGUACCCGCUCGUUUUUGGUCGCUCUCGGGUGCUACCCACCCACGAAAUCGAUCUUCAUGACUGUCUUGGCCAUAUCUCCCAGGGAAUCACAAUAAAAGUACCGGGCCAGAAAGAGACACAGAAGUAUGUUGACGGCAUCUAUCAAACGUUGUUCUCAAGUCAGUCUCAGUGGCUUCCCUGCAAUAUUGAGUUCCCGGACGGCAUCAACGCAAAGAUCACUAGCUACAUCAACAAUCUACACCCCAGGGAACACAGAACCGUCUACUCUGUUUUGGAAAACAUCAUCACGCAAAUAAUGCCCAUGUGGAAUAUGGUGUACUCCUCUGUCUACGACCACACCAUGCGCUGCGACUUGCGCAUCGAUUGUACUGAAGCAGGUUGGAAAUACCCCAAUACACCUCCCUACGACCCGCUCAAUAUCAGGGAUGACUUGAUGAACGGUGUCAUUGAUGAUGAUGAGUGGCAACGAAGGACAGAUGAGUGGCUUCGUGAUUUCAGGGUUGUUGACAGACCUGAGCCACAGGUGAAGGGAGAUCGAGCUUUCCACCGAUCAAGUCAUGAACAUAACAACUCUGUUACACCUCAGGGGAUUGCGAACUUUACUGGCAUGUUAGGCAAGGCGGGCGGCAUUCAGAUCGUUGUCAAGAUUAGAGCAAUGUACCCAACUCCUGAGGACCCUAUCUGCGAUUUGCAGAAUGAGUUUGGUCUAGACGGCGCACUGAACGAGCACAUCGUGGCUACUGCAGUCUACUUUUUCGAAGAUGAGAAUGUUACAGACUCGAAUGUAUCCUUUCAGACGCGAUUUCAGGGUUUGAAUUUUGAGGAGGACUGCACCUUUGUGGUAGGAGAUCUGAGGCCCCUCGAUGAGAUCUUUGGGCUCAGACAUAAGACUCCGUCGCUGCAGAAAAUUGGAUCCGCAACAAUGCGGGAGGGUUUGGUAUUGGUAUAUCCCAACGUUAUGCAACAGAAGGAGUCUGCCUUCCAGCUGAAAGAUCCGACUCAGCCAGGGCACAGGAAAGUUUUGACUCUUUACUUGGUUGACCCACGAGUUAAAAUUCUGUCGACAGCGAAUGUGCCUCCGCAACAAGCUGAUUGGUGGGCUGCAGAGUUCACAUCGAGGGAGGGACAAAUGAAGGGCCUACCGAAGGAGAGUCCAGGGGAGCAGGUUCCUGCUUGCGAAGAUGCAGUCCAUGAUGGCCACAAAGUUCUGCCCCAAGUCCUAGAGUGGCACACCUAUCUACGAAACUCAUCGCGCAGAGCGGACACGAUCUCCUGUGCUGUACUGGACCUAGUUGACCAGUACAUGCUUGUUGAAGACCCGAAAAGGCGAUUUCCGUCCACAGCACUCUGCAAAGAACUGGACCGGAUUGUUUCUGAGGCAGAGAGCACAUAUCGGUUAGAAGUAGAGCGCGGAACGUUGAAGAAGGAGUCAGAGGAAACACUGAAAGCCCUGUUAAAGCUCGACAAUCUUGCUCCAUCUAUUGCAGCUCCAUUCUCACAACUUUCUGCCGACAGCAAGAGGGCCAAUGAUCCCAAACUCUCUUUACCGACGCCAUCUCUGCGUAAUCGAUCCUCUUCUGCAGUUCGAAGUCAUCGCGUUAGGAAGUCUGUGCGAUUCGAAAAGAUAGUCAGUGGAAAAACUGUUAACCGCGAGGAAGUGAUCAAGACCGGUCUGGGAAUAUCAUCGUUAGCCGAGGAACCAGAAGAUAUCGACAGCUCAUCUCAAGGACCCGGCCCGCCACUGCCAGGGGUGUCCAUCCGACCGCCAACGCCGGAGGACUCCAACUUCAACCCUUCUCCUGAACCAGAAGAUCCGAUUGAUAUAGAGGGUGGCGCGACGUCGUCCAAGGCGCCCUCUUGCCAUGAGAUUGCUAUAGUGCAGGAGUAUCAUAGGCGCUCCCAAUCUUGGGCAGAGAACCAAGGUGUCUGGGCUUCCAUCAACCGACAUGGCGACGACUCUUGCUCGAAGAUUCGACGCCUACAAAACUACAGCAAGAUGCAAACACUUCUAAUUCUUACCGAUGGUCUAUGGGAGGGGUCGAAUUUGACUGACGAUGUCGAGCAUCUAAUCACCCAGUUCGUCGAAGGGCUGAAGAAGAAAGUGGGAAAGCGCGAGCGUCGAUGGUUCAGUAUUCAAUUCAUCUCCUUUGGAAAGAGCAAAGCAGCCCUAGAGCGUCUAAGAAAACUAGACGACGAGCUUAAGACAGUAGAAGACGUUGUGGACACGAAACCUUGGUAUACAGACAAUGUUGAAUCGCUCAUAGUGGGGAGUAUUCUUCAAGCAGAAGACGCGGCACAGCCCUCAACCUCCGGGCUUCAGCUAGCAGAUCAUACGCCUUCGUCGUCAAGGACGAAUUCCAUCAACCAGUCCAAACGCAAUCUGAAGAAACGAGUUGCGGGCCUUUUGGGGCCCUGA